GGCAUCGAACCUUGCGAAACGCGUCUCAAGGUUCGAAACGGAUCUCUGUCGGCGCAGGCCGAGGACCGGAGCUGAGCAGCCAUUAAGACAUCCGCUAGCCCGGGUUCGAUUCCCGGUGCCUCAUACUUUUUUAGUUUUGCUGAAUUUUGAUCUUUUUCUUUGAAAUCGAAUCUUGGAAUUGUUAUACGUCCUUAUUGACAUUUACUCAUAAGAAAGCUUUAUUUGCUUAUGCCAGUGGUCCACUGAUUGUACGAGUAAGACUGUAAGUGACCGGCAACAGUAUGAUUCGCACAAUCUGUCGGUCAGCACAUUGUGCGUAUCUAUGAAUUAGUAAUACGUCGGAAACAGAUGCCAGCAAAUCAUCGGGCGCCAAAACGGAGGAUUUGCUUUGUUAUUGGUUGCCUGCACGUGGUUCGUGGAUAUUUCGCCACUAUAAAGGCGACGUUUUCUUAUGAGAAACCAAGCUUCACCUGUGAGCCCUGACCCUGCAAGCGCUGAUCCACCAAGUGCCUCCUAUGAUGAGUUAAUAUUGCUGGCAUCUGUUCUGGAUGCCGAACGACUAGCUCAACACAACGUCGUUACUAUGCCGAAUCCAAACGCCAUGCAGCACGACGCCGAGCCCGAGCCCGGCGUGGAGCGGCCCCUGAUUGGCCAGCGUCUGACCCUGGCAUGCCGCGUUGGCGACCCUCUGGCAUCACUGUCGGGUGACAUUGUGUGGACGCAGAGAAAGCCCUUCGUCUUAGCGCAUUAUCUCUACAACAGCCAGCGAUACGUGGGGCCGGACAUCAGCGUGCGCGGCCACGGUAACAGCCUGGACAUCACCAAUGUCACGCACAACAGCACCGGAACGUACACCUGCUACCAACGCUGCCCAGCGACGUACCUCUGUCCGCUGCGGUACUACGCGCUGCUGCCCAGACCGCGGAACAUCGGUGACAUCUUCGAGAAGCCCCUGGAUAUCACGAUACUGUUUCACCAUCGGCAGUUCUCCUCCACGUGCUCGCUGCAGUUUCACUGUUCGCCGGAUGCUGAUGCGUACUGUAUCUGGAAAUACAACGGAGCGUUCAUAUCGGCGCCGAGUCGUCAUUUUCUACACAAGCUGGGCAAGUUAUUUUACAGUCCAUUUGUGCAAAUUACCGAAGCGAACUACCAGUAGGGGCUCGAGGAACCAUCGUACUGUGCCCAGACGAUCACUGUCUUUUGGUCAAAGCCACACAGCGGCGGACAAAUCGAGUGCUGGGCGCGGUCGGACACCGAGCUGGAAACGUGGUUUAUUCAACGAGGAAUCGUGGCGUUCUGAUGCAGCUGUCGCCCUGCCUAGAUGGUCAUUAUUUGGAAUUUGGAGGCAUCAGCGUUCCAAACAGUUAGCGUUACAUUGUAUUC
This is a messenger RNA of Paramacrobiotus metropolitanus, 1383 nucleotides long. RefSeq lists its product as uncharacterized. The transcript has 3 exons. Lineage: Eukaryota; Metazoa; Tardigrada; Eutardigrada; Parachela; Macrobiotidae. Bases 452 to 1156 code for a protein of 234 amino acids. The record is from RefSeq and is a predicted model, not a curated record.